Dendroctonus ponderosae (mountain pine beetle) is the source of this 1923-nucleotide messenger RNA. Its product is annotated as sodium-coupled monocarboxylate transporter 1. Gene Ontology annotation, biological process: sodium ion transport; transmembrane transport. The coding region runs from base 84 to 1844 and encodes 586 amino acids. Gene Ontology annotation, cellular component: membrane. Lineage: Eukaryota; Metazoa; Arthropoda; Insecta; Coleoptera; Curculionidae. The transcript is spliced from 10 exons. Gene Ontology annotation, molecular function: symporter activity. The record is from RefSeq and is a predicted model, not a curated record.
UCAGCCGAGCAAUUGCCCACAUUUAGAGUUCUGCAGCGUUCCAUUUAUAGAAUCUUGCAGUUUACAAACCAAAGGAAGCAAGAAUGGACGCGGAAGAUCAAGUGAAAAAAUACUUUGACUGGAUUGAUUAUAUGGUGUUUGCCAUUAUGUUGAUCGUGUCCGCACUUGUCGGAGUGUAUUUUGCGUUCUUCGCCAAAAUCAAGCAAAACACCACUUCUGAGUAUUUGAUGGGCGGCAAAACUAUGGGCAUUUUUCCCAUUUCCAUGUCCCUCAUUGCUAGUUACAUCUCAGGCAUCAGCCUGUUAGGGAUCCCCGCUGAGAUGUACACCUAUGGAACCCAGUUCUGGAUGACCUUAGUUUCGGAAGUUUUCGUCGCCAUCAUCAUGGGCUACGCGAUCCUGCCGGUUUUCUACCAGUUGAAAAUCACCUCAACCUAUGAGUACUUAAACCUCCGGUUCAGCAACACUGUCCGCAUGUUAGGAACCAUCAUGUUCCUCGCCAAGAUGCUCCUCUACAUCCCCAUAGUCAUUUACGUGCCGGCAUUGGCUUUCAGUCAAGUUACAGGCAUUAAUCUACAUCUGGUGACGCCGGUGGUUUGCAUAGUUUGCAUCUUCUACACGACCUUAGGCGGGCUGAAGGCUGUGGUAUGGACGGACACCAUCCAAACGGCCGUAAUGUUUGGAGCCUUGGUGAUUACUGUGGUGGUCGGAACUGUGCGAGUGGGGGGCGUCAAGGAAGUCUGGAAACGGAACUCUGAAGGAGGCAGGAUAGAAUUUUUUGAAAUGGAUCUAGACCCCACCAUCCGCCACUCCUUCUGGACAGUGACCAUUGGCAACUUCUUCUACUGGCUGGCCUCUUGCUCGAUUAACCAGGCGAUGGUCCAACGAUGUCUGGCAAUGCCCACACUCGCAUCAGCUCGCAUAACCAUCGGAAUCUUGGUUGUGGGUCUUUGGGUGUUGGUGUCAAUGUGCUGCUACAUGGGCCUGGUGAUCUACGCCUACUACCAGAAGUGCGAUCCAGUCACAAGAGGCUGGAUUGAUAAAUCCGACCAGUUGCUGCCCUACUUUAUCAUGGAUACUCUUGGCGACAUCCCAGGCCUGCCAGGCAUGUUUGUUAGUGGAGUGUUCAGUGCAGCUUUGAGCUCRAUGUCCACCGGACUAAACUCGAUGACCGGAGUGAUUUUUGAGGACCUGAUUAAGCCGCGACUAAAGCGGCCGUUGACUGAAGCCCAGGCCAGUUUUCUGAUGAAAAUGAUCGUCGCAACAAUCGGAGUGAUUUGCGUGGGGCUGGUGUUCGUCGUGGAGAAACUCGGGACGUUAAUCCAGGCCGCUGGAAGCAUCGGAGCGAUCACUGCCGGGCCCUUAUUGGGCGUGUUCUGUUUGGGAAUGUUCUUUCCAGGGGCCACUCCAGAGGGGGCUCUGGUUGGGGGGCUUUUAAGCGGCGCAUUCAUCACAUGGAUCUCCGUGGGAUCUCAAACCGAUAUUGCCCAUGGGAUUAUCCGAUUUCCCCAAAAAUCCGUUUCGGUGGAAGGAUGCAGCGCCGACUGGGUGGCCGACUACUUAAGCAUCACGUUGUCGUCCGAUUCUCCUAAGAAGGUGCCGGAAGCGGCUUUUUUCCUUUACAGAAUCUCCUACAUGUACUACACGCCAUUGGGUACAAUAGGGGCGAUUGCUAUCGGAUUGGUUGUCAGCUAUUUAACCGGAUACAAUAAGGGCAAAAAGCUCGAUAAAGACGUCUUUUCGCCGGUGGUGCAAAGACUCUUGAGAGCGCAGCCCCCGCUUGACGCCGGCGUGGACAGCAUCCUAACCACACAUAUGUUGACCGAACUAACCGGGCCGUUAUGACCGCUUUUCAAUAGUUCUGCAUUGUUUUAGGCGAAUAAAUGUGAAAAUAAAGCAAAUCUUACCGGUUUUCUCCCAAAAA